AUGAAGGGAUCCUCAGGGCCUGUAGAGCCGAAUGGGUUAUCCGAUCAAGUGAAUCAUUCGUUAAAUUCAGAGGUGCAUGGAACGACGUCCAUGGUUCAAUCAGAUCAUGUAACUCAUCCUAAUAACAUUCCCUCAACUUCAAAGGGUCUAACUAUUCGGAUUGAUGGAGGUGAGGUGUCAAUUCUUUUUGAUUUAAUCUUUAUGUUGUUUAUGGAUAACAUAAUUUUUUAGAUGCUGAUGAUUUUGACGAUGCUUUUGAUAAUGGCGAAGUCUUUAAUUGUCAAAAUUGCCGUUUAACGAUGGAAAAUGCUUUCAAGGCGCAUGCCGCAGUUGCAGAAAUGGCAAAAAAGAUCUCUAAGUUUUCCGAAAUGGAAGAUGUAAGUAUCGUUAGUGAUAUUUUUAUUGUUUUUAGGAAUUACGACAAAUGAGUAGGAUGUUAGAGGAUAGACAAUCUUUCGUCAUCGAACAGAAGGAGAAGUUAGAUCAGGCGGCGAAGAAGGAAUAUGAGAUGAUGGAACAGCUUAGGUUGGCCGAAGAAAGGGUUGAAAACUUCAGAUGUCAGGCCGAUUUGGCUAGAGGCGAAGCUCAGACCGCAAAGGUAAGGUACUACUUGUUUGAUUAUGACUUUGAAAAUCCGUGUAUACUUGAUGUUGUUUCUAAUUCAGGAAUUGGUUGAAAGAGCGACAGAAAAUCAAAAGAAACUGGACGAACUUCAGAAAGUCGUUAAUGAAAUGAGUGCCAAGCAUCAAGAAACAACUAUGAGACUUUACAGCAUGGCAAAGUUGGCAGCUGUAAGUUUUCAUUUUUGAUUUGUAUCUUUGUCUUAGGGACUAAAAGAGGAGAGAGAUCAACUGAGGGAGAAGUUGGCUAAUAGCACGCCGUUUGUUCAUCCAAUGGUGUUAGAUUCUCCGGUGAAGACAAGAGCAAGGCGAAGGACACAAACCGAUCAUUCGAUAGUUCCAUCUGUCAGUACUGAUGAUGAGGAUUUGGAUAUUUCGAUUGGUGCGAUCGAGCCAAAUGAUGCUAUAGAAGAGCCGCCUGAAAUACUUGAAGAACCAAGGUUUUUAAUGAACGAAUAUAGGAAUCCAGUUGGAAUCGUAAUUGAAGAAGCCGCUAAUACAAAUGAAAAGAGGAAUGUUGAAGUUGAAAAACCGAAGAGAGUUCGUCGAGAAAGGAAAAGUCGCCGUAAAGGAUCAGUUCAUACGGGUGAUUCGACAAGUACUAAAAAGCCAGAAUCAAUUCAGUUUAAUCCUGCUGUAGGAAUUGAAGUGGGGCAAGCAUAUGAGUCAAGGAGCAAUAUGUUAAUCGAAGAAGCUUCAUCUACGAAAGUAAAACGGAGGUUAGAAGAACCGAAGAAGGUGCGUCGAAGUAGUCGUUUGGACAAAUCAAUCGAAAUCGAGGAACCUACAACUGCCAAAACGGUGGAAUCAAGAAAUACGAAUACCGUAGCAGCGGUUGAAAUGAAACAGCGAUGUGUUUCAGAAUCAAGUGCUGUAACUGAAGAAGCAUCUACUACGAUUGGGGGAAAACCAUUUGAAGAUGAAGAACUGAAGAAAGUGCGUCACGGAAGGAGAGGUCGCUCGGAAAAAGCAAGCGAAAUUCAUGAAUCUACAAGUCCUAAAAAUAUAGACACAAAUGAGAUUAAUGAUGUCUUAAGUACUGAAACUGAACAGCUAGUUCAUGAAGAAUCAACCGUCGAAAUUGAGGAAUUAAAACUUGGAGUUGAAUUAGAAAAAUGUGCUCUGGAGAUUGAAGAAUCGCAUCCUGAAGUGACUGAGUCCACUGUUGAGCAUACAGAAUCAGUUGUGGAAACAGAAGAAUCGUGCCUUGCCGUUGUUGACGAAGAAACUUUACAAAUCGCGGAAUCUCCGACGACGGUGAUGUCGGUCGAAGAAGCAGCAAUGGAGGGUUUUGAACCAGAAGCUGAUGAUUUUGAUUUGUCAAUCAACGACUUGGUUAUUGACGAAGGCACUGAUCUUGUUAUUGAAGGUGAGUAAUGUCAGCUCAAGUUUGUAUUAUUUUUAAGAGGAGGAAGAAGCGCCGGCACCCGAACCGUCAACCUCGACGACAGCUUCUUUAUCAUCAAUAAACAAUCUUCAUUCCCAGAAGCCAUCAACUUCUCAAACGGAGCCAAAGGUUGCGACGAUCACCAUUGAAAAUUAUCUUCCGCAACCUAAAUUGAUACGACUUCAGCCGCAGCAAAUCAAAGAAGCUGAAAAACGAAGAACAGUAUCAAAGACUCGGUCGCCUCCAAAAAUACCGACGAAUUUCUCAGAACCACCAAAGAAGAGGAGCAGGAGAAAUUCAACUAGAUUGACCGGUCCGUUUUCCAUCCUCCCGGUUCCAAUUUCACAGGCCUUGAAGUCAAAGGGGCCACCGACAUCAAGAGUUGUGCCUCCUGGAGUGGAACGACUACCUCCUUUAUUCAUUGACAUGCCUUCCGAAAUCGACGAGAUCUUCAAUUGUUCCUUCCUGUCAUCCUUUUCAUCAUUUCCAUUAAUCGAUAACAUCGACAAAGCCAUAUCCGAGAGGACAGUUGGCAAUCGAAACAAGGGGAAGAAAACAGGAACGGCGAAGCCGAGAGGAAAGACUCUUCAGCAACGCGUCGUCAAGCUCCUACCUCAUUCUUCAACUGCAAGGUAAUGUCUUUCGAUGAAUGAAUGUCUUGGUUAUCAAUUUUUUGCAUCUACUAAUUUUGAUCCUUUCAGGGUACAAACACGACAGUCGACUCGGAAGAGCAUGGAAGCUAAUCCAGAACCGGCUCAGAAUGUCGAAACAGUCUCAGCACCCAAUGACAAAAAGAAAACUCCCUCAAAACGUGGUCGAAAAAGAUGA
This is a messenger RNA of Bursaphelenchus xylophilus (pine wood nematode), 2835 nucleotides long. The record is from the annotation of a GenBank genome assembly. NCBI's taxonomy places the organism in Eukaryota, Metazoa, Nematoda, Chromadorea, Rhabditida, Aphelenchoididae.